Molecule: messenger RNA, 816 nt
Organism: Peronospora belbahrii
Lineage: Eukaryota; Oomycota; Peronosporomycetes; Peronosporales; Peronosporaceae
Source: the annotation of a GenBank genome assembly
AUGGAGUGGCAGGACGAAAAGAAGGCCCUAUUAGCGACGAUUAGGAGACAAGAGCACGAGACUGCAGCACUUGCUAGACGUUUUAAAAUACUUCAACAGACACUGAAGGAACAGCAAAAGUUAGUGGAUAGAUAUCAGCAUGCGCUCGAGAUGAUUCAAGUCAAGAUUCCAGCAACAGCAGCAGCAUCAAUUGCGUCACCAAUUGACACAAGAAAGUAUCAACCAUUGACAAAACCCAAAUUUACGACACAACCCAAAAUAGAAAGUACUGAAAUAACAUUAAUGAAAGACUAUCCAUGGCGGAUAAAGAGGAACAAGACGGUAAUGAGUAUUGCUAAAGCUCCAGUGUUUAUGCCGGAAGCGACGAGAAAGACCAAUGAGAACAAGACAAUGGCGAUUGAGGUCAAGCCAGUAAUUGUUUCUACAAGACGACGACACACGCGUUUGGCUUCGACGUGGGCAGAAGAAAAGCAAAAGAUGAAACUCAAGAAACCCAAAUGGACAAAACCGACUGGAGCAUUGUCAGUAUCCGGAACAUUUGACAAGGAGAAUAUUAUUCAACCCGAGGAGAGAGUAGACUGUCCAAUGUCAACAUUUGCCUAUGUAGAAGUGGUGCGUAAUCGAGAAGAACGAAGAGCUUUACCAGGUUAUGACUGCAUUGAGUGCAAAAAGUACUACGAUGCACUUGGAGAAAUUGCAGCUACUGAUGUUGCAGCACAGAAACAUAAGUGUUCACGACAUCGUGCAAGGUUUCAACCGUAUGAGACACCUGAUGAUUUUUGGAGAUUGAGCUUUCCUGAUUCGGAAUCGCAAUGA